Molecule: messenger RNA, 2438 nt
Organism: Notolabrus celidotus (New Zealand spotty)
Lineage: Eukaryota; Metazoa; Chordata; Actinopteri; Labriformes; Labridae
Product: oocyte zinc finger protein XlCOF6
Exons: 3
Coding region: 183-2006 (607 amino acids)
Biological process (GO): regulation of DNA-templated transcription
Molecular function (GO): RNA polymerase II cis-regulatory region sequence-specific DNA binding; DNA-binding transcription factor activity, RNA polymerase II-specific
Source: RefSeq, a predicted model, not a curated record
GCCAGACACACCGGAAGUCCGGUUUUGUGUUAUUAUCUUAUUAACACAACAACCACACUUACGCCUAGUGUAGGCACUGAGGGGUCGCUUGCUAAAACACUUUGAAGAUGUUUGUAAUGAACCGUGGACUUUGCAAAGCACACUGAGGGGACCAAAUCCUAAUCCGAAUUAAUGCUGACACCAUGAAGAUGAAAGCUGCUAAGCAAAAGUCUUUGCACAACAAAGCAAAGACAGGAAAGACACAAGACGAUGUGGUUGUAGUAAAAACUGAAUGUAAAGUAGAAGAAGACUCCCAUGAGGUUGACACUAACGGAGAAGGCAUCAACAUUCAAAUCAAGGAGGAACCACACUCACCAGAGAUCAGUGAGGAGCUCAAAUUAAACUCAUUAAGCUGCUCAGACAGUAAUCCUGAUACUGUAACAACCUGCUCAGAUGUUCCCAAUCAUCAGACACUCAUUAAGAACGAGUUUGAGCAAUGUGGACUCACUGAGGCUGCUGUGAAGACUGAGCCGGAGACGUGGGUAAAGGAAGAGGGAGAGGAGGAGGAGGAGGAGGAGGAGGAGGAGGGGGAUGCAGACAAUAUCCAGGAAGGUUUGGGAGAGGAUGGGCAGGUUUGCACAGAGUCAUCAUCUGAGUUCUUUCCAUGCCCUCACUGCUCUGUGUCUUUUACUGACUUGGAGUUCCUAGAGAAGCAUGUGAAGUGGGUCCAUCAGAAACAAUAUCUCGCCAGUCUGAAGAAAUGCCUGUCAAGCCGCACACUGAACCUCGUCCCAAAACACAUCUGCACUGUAUGCAGUAGCACCUUUACCUCUAAAGUACAGCUGAGGAUCCAUGCACGUGAAGCCCACCCUGCUGCCCCUCCCCGCCGGCUUUACCCCUGCCCAACCUGUGCACGCAGCUUCCAGUACCUGAAGAAUCUCAAGAAUCACUGUCAGCGAUGGCACAAUAUGUCUGUGGUUACCAGAGGAGGGCAUCUCAGCUGUGCCGACUGUGGGAAGAGUUUCAAAGCUACCUGGGGUCAAGGGCCUCAUUUGUGUCAUAAACCAGAUACCACAGAAUCUGAGGAUAAGCCAGUCUGUCUGGAUAUUGGUGUACCGUGUCCAGAAUGUGGCAAGAUUCUGCGCACACCUCAAAGCCUGGCAGAUCAUAUGCGCACCCACACCGGGGACCGUCCAUUUGUCUGCAAGGAUUGCGGCAGAAGGUUUGUGGAACGAAGCGGUUGGCGGCAACACAUGAAAAUUCACACAGGAGAGAAGCCGUACAAGUGUCAGGUCUGUGGGAAGGCCUUCUUACGCUCACACCACCUCAACUGCCACCUAACUACCCACUCUGCUAAGAAGGAAUAUUCUUGCUCCGUAUGUGGAAAGGAGUUUGGAUUAAAGGCAAGUCUGAACCUUCACUUGAGGACACAUUCCAAUGAGAAGCCUUUUCACUGCAAUGUGUGCGGGAAGAACUUUAACACAAGGAAAAAUCUGAGGGUUCACAGCAAACUUCACAACAGCGAGAAAGCUCACCAGUGUGGGGACUGUGGGCUGAAGAUUGGAGAUCUAGGGGCUUUGAAAAUCCACCUGCGGACACACACCGGAGAAAGACCCUACCACUGCACAGUCUGUGGUAAUAGGUUUAUUCGUCUUUCACAUUUACGCAACCAUCAACGCACCCACACUGGUGAGAGACCCUACAAAUGUGAUGAAUGUGACAAGAGUUUCACUCAGUCUGGCGACCUUGUGAAGCAUAAGAGGAUACACUCUGGGGAAAAGCCCUACGAAUGCCCAGACUGCCAUCGCCGUUACACCUCCUCUGGUGAUCUGGGCAAGCAUCGGAGGAGUCACACUAACCUGCGUCCCUACACCUGUCCCGAAUGUGAAAAGAGCUUUCGCUUGUCAGGCCACUUGAAAACUCAUAUGUUAACUCACACAGGGGAGAAGCCAUUUUCCUGCCCUAACUGCCUCCGCAGGUUUGCUCGCUCUCACCAUCUUUCUGGGCAUGUGGCUAAAUGUCGUUAAGCUUUCCAAAGAGGACUGCUAAUAACCUUGCCUGAUUUAAAGUGGUCAUUCUGAGACACAUAUAUCUACUACUAACUUUUCUAAAUUAGUGUGUUUAAGUCAAAACCAUUAUCUGUAUAUAUCUAUUUAAAAUAACUUCCCGUAACAAUCUGGAGCCAGAUGACUGUUUAACUUAUUACAAAAAGAGAAUUGAACACAUUAAUUUUGUUUUUUAUUGCACAGAACUCCUUCAUAAGCCUACCCAAUGUGUUUGAUUUUUUUUUACCCCCGGGUAGAUGAACUGUUUUUUGCAGGACACUAUUGUAUUUGAGGUUUGAGGAUGUGGUAUGAAUCAUCAUGUAAUGGGACAUGCAGAUUAUGAAUUAUUUUGUUUCACUUGAGAUCACUGCUGUGUAAUUUAGAUAAAAUGUAAUAAAGUACAUGAUGAAUGCA